Miniopterus natalensis is the source of this 3596-nucleotide messenger RNA. NCBI's taxonomy places the organism in Eukaryota, Metazoa, Chordata, Mammalia, Chiroptera, Miniopteridae. The record is from RefSeq and is a predicted model, not a curated record.
UAAUUUUUUGUCUUUGCAGAAGGCAUUUUGGAGAUUGAAGAUGGGUAGAAAAGAUGCCUCCACCAUAAAACUUCCUGUCGAUCAGUACAGAAAGCAAAUUGGUAAACAGGAUUAUAAAAAGACCAAACCUAUUUUACGAGCAACCAAAUUAAAAGCAGAAGCAAAGAAAACAGCAAUAGGCAUAAAGGAAGUGGGCCUUAUCCUUGCAGCCAUAUCCGCCCUCCUGCUGGCUUUCUAUGCUUUCUUUUAUCUCAGACUGUCCGCAGAUGGCGACCCUGAUCUGGAACCUGACGAAGAGUAGCCGAGCGGCAACCAGUGCGUUACAAGGAGACUCUUUUGUACAAGGACCUUUUGGAAACAAUGCUUUCCGAAGUACUGAAACGACUACAUCUUUUCUGCUGGUGUUUUCAGUUUGCAGAAACCUCUUUUUAAAGAGUUACCUAGUAUAUCAAGAAAAGAACCUUCACCCAGCAAAGUGGUGUAAUGUAUGCUCCCGAACUCUUUCAUAAAUCUUUCUACUCACACAGGAGGCCUGUUCACGGUGCAUUUAGAUAAAAGGGAAAACAGAUCCCAAAUCCUUCAGAUGUUUUAACCAGUCUGUGUGUAUAACUCCGCAUCACUUGCCGAUUACUAAAUCUGUUUUUGUUCCACGCAUGUUCAGAAGUAAAAGUAUAUAUCCUUAUUUACAGAAACACACUCAGAUCACAUUCAAAGCUGGAGAAGGGAUGAAAAGUCAUGGGAAAUUUUCCAUUUUAUGAAGAAGUCCUGCUUUCUUUCCAGGCAUAUUUUGUGUCAUUAGAGAUACGAUCUGCACAUACAGCUACAGUAAUCUUUUUCCUCCAUGCCAACUGUUCAGUGCACAUGUGCUCCGUCAGAGAUGGCACCUGGAUGACAGACGCCAAAGAGCCACAUAUGUCUCGAAAAUCGAGCUCCUUUCCUCGGAGGCUGUCUAAACUGGUGUAAAUAGGAAGCUCAGUUGAUCUUGGUGUUAAUUAACUUAUUAGUCUAUUAAUAUAAACUUGGAAUUCCAUUUUAAUGAUGUUCUGGCUGCUUGCGGUAUCGGUUUGCUUCUCUUGUUGGGGCUUUAUAAAGUAGCAAUCUGUGAUUUAAUUGUAGUCUUUUUCACAUAAUGGUAACAGUGGAAGUCCUGCCUACUCAGAGCAAUUUUCAUGGGUUAUCUCUUAAAGCCGAACAAUGCAAAGUUAUUUUGCAAAAUUCCAUUUUGUCUCUUGACAGAUAACCAAUUAGAACUCUUUCAUGGAAAGUAAAUAGAAGAAAAUAUGUGUCUCAUUACUGGCAUAUGCAGUUUUCUGUCUAGAUAAUUUUUCAAGCUAUUUUGCAUUUGUUACAAUAUAAUGACAAAUAUAUUCAGUAUUUUUACUGGUAAUGGAAUUCUUCAUAUUUUUAGAACACAUGAAUACAUAAAGCUUAGAAAAUGGAAGAAUAUGUUUACUGUUAGAGUUGUCAGCUACUACCUUAUGUAAAGAUUUUUAGAAAAGGAAUAAUUUGAAACAUGCACACAAAAUGUUUUGUAGUAUAUACACUCUAUUUGUGAAGACUAAAUAAAAUGUUAAGAUUGUCUCCAUACUUGCCAAGGGAAGAAAGCUUUUGGAAAUACCCUACAUAUUCUUUCAGACUUCUGCAGAUAGUGGGUGUGACUACAGCGUUCUGUUCUGCAGAAUGUUUUCAAGCAGCAUAAUUAGUCAUCGGUGUGAAAACAGCCAAAAUUUCCAAUAUCCUCACAAAUCAUUUAUGCCAAACAUCUGAGGGCAAAAUUUAGACAGUGUUACUUACUGGAUCCUUCCCCUUGAAAUCACAAACUCGGAGACAGACCAAGAGUUCGUACACGCUCACCCAGUAGACCAGUCCAAAUGGCAUUUCUAGGAAAGGGUACAGCGUUCAAUGCCAUGUGGUAUGUCUGUCUGUGAAGUGGGUGGUAGGGGACUAUGCAAGCUGGCAUUUUGGAUAUGAUGAGCCUUUUACUUUCCCAAGUGACGUGCCACAUGUCAAGAAAUACUUUUCCCCCAUUCCUAUUACGUUUAUGUGAACAAUUUUCAUUUCCUUCUUUCCCCUCCCAUGUGGUAUUAACGACAAUCUUAUUAAAUAAAGUUAUUGCUAAUUUCAGUGUUGAUUUAAAUGACAGGAUAUGUAAUAAUUGUUUUAUUAGAUACUAAUUCAAGUGAGAGCAGAAUUUGUAGUGUAUAAAAUAGAUGCUUAUACCUUCGGAAAAUGUUUGAAUAUUCAUUACCCUGGAAAAAACAACAUUACUCUCCAGUUCUACUCUGGAGGUAUCUUUUGGGGGGAAAAAUGUUCUCUCUUUUUAAAAAUUUAAGGUGUAGUUAAUAUGUAAUAUAUUAGUUUUAGGGGUAGGACACAGUUAUGUGACAAAAACUUUCUUUCUGAUAGUCAUAAAUAUUAGUCUAAACAUAGUAUAAUUGUGGUCAGUUUCAUGACCCAGUUUUCUAAUAACCCUGAACCUGUGGCUAGUUCAUUUUUGUGGACUCAUGACAGCCCCAGAUGACAGCCCCAAUGGCUGAGCUCUGGCUUUAGUAAAUAGCAGGUAAAGUGAGACAACAUCUGUUUACGUAACACUGUUUCUGUGGAGUGCAAAUAUUUCAUUCUCACACUCACUGGGGAGCAGCCAAUCCUCUGGAGAAACCCCAGACCGAAGUCUGCUUUCCCUCUUUGACGAGGGGCUGGUCCGCCCGCAGUUUCUGGGGACUGCACUUUUGAAUAGCAAGUGGUGUUUGGCAUAAACCUGAGACUGGUGCCAGAUUCAAAUUUUAAGUAUGGGUUUUUCCCCUCCAAUAAUCGACUGCUCAGAGUAAUCCAGAAGACAAAAAGAGAAAAAGUAUAGUGACUUUUCAGAAUGUUAGAAUCUGUAACAUGCUCUGCAGAAUAAAUUGCAACUCAUGCCACAGACUUGCCAUGUAGCCUGUGUGAGUGAAGCCUGAAGGGUUGGCAGAGAAAAUAAAGAAUGUAAAAUUCAUUUGAGAAGAAACGUAAGAAUAUAACCUCAUCUAGAAUUUCUGUUUAAAACAAAUGAACAAAAAGCCUAACUUAGCACCAGCAUAGGGGUUACUGUUUUAAGGUGGCCAAAUACUUGGAGAUUUUCUAUCUUCAAUAUUUCAUAGAGGUGGAAUACUCUCGUUCCAACCAGUGAUGGCGAGAUACUGAUGUUCUUACUCCUUUUUAGAAUUCCAGUAACAGUGAUCCGCACAUAUUUAAUAAGUGCACGUCAAAAUUUCAGUUAAUGUUUUUCAGUCCCCUCAGAAUCUGGCAUAGGUUUUGCAUGUAGCGGAUGAUCAAAAUUAUUUGCACUUAAUAAAUAAAACUUAAAAAUCACAAUGUUUCUCAAUCUUAACAUUCAGUAUUUAUGGCCACUGGUUGUACUGGGACAUAUAUGCGUUUCUUACUGGUUUUCUUUAAUAUCAAGACAACUAGCACUACAUCUACUGUGGAACAGAGGAAUUGCUCUUUUCUAGUUCAUCAGAUACACUGUUUUUAUCUUAGUAUUGUUAAGCCAUACUUAAUGUUUUCAUUGUAACUUAGUAUACAUCUUCAUUCCCAAAGAAAAUAAAACUAAAUUUUCAUUA